This is a messenger RNA of Wickerhamiella sorbophila, 2076 nucleotides long. Its product is annotated as BRCT-containing protein 1. The transcript has a single exon. NCBI's taxonomy places the organism in Eukaryota, Fungi, Ascomycota, Dipodascomycetes, Dipodascales, Trichomonascaceae. The record is from RefSeq and is a predicted model, not a curated record. The coding region runs from base 1 to 2076 and encodes 691 amino acids.
AUGUAUCUUUUUUCUGAUCGUAAAUUUAUAGUCGUCGAAGAGGCAGGUAUACCAGAAACAGAGAUAGAGGAACUAGAAAAGGAGAUUUCUGAGUAUGGCGGAACGAUCAUAUCUUGGAAGGACAGACUGGAAAGCGAUAAUACUCCACAACUCGUAAUGGUCGCGGACAAUGUUGAUUUUCCACACUUCCAUGAGCUUCAAAACUUGAUGGUUCCAACAGUUACUCCAGAUUGGAUCAAAGAAUCAAUAAAAGUAGGCAAAAAAGUACCAAUGCGCCCCUACUCUCCGGAUCCUCGAAACUUCCUCUCCAAGGUUCAAAUAUGCUGCUCAGGGCUCUCAAAAGGUGAUACAGAUGCGAUUAGCGCUGGUGUACGCGCUGUAGGAGGCGAUUGUAACAAGGAACUCAACAGGUAUACGACACAUGUCAUUGCUACAGACAUAAAAACCGACAUAUGUGAAACAGCCCUCGCCUGUGGUUUCGACAUCAAAGUCGUGAGCCCUGAAUGGGUUGACGAUUGCAUCAAGUUACGCUGCAAACUUAAUGAGGAUCCUUAUUUAUUAACAAACAAGCCAAAAGGACACCAUGAUUCAGCCGAAUCCGAUCUAGCCGGUACAUAUUCGAUGGACCAGACUCCUCGGCUCGCUGUUCAGUCAUCUGUUCGUCACGAUCUAGGCUCUUCAUUGUUUGAGGGGCGUGUAUUCUAUUUAAACGAGGACCUGGACUUGAGUGAACGGCUUCUCAAGACAAUUAUUUUUUUGAUCGAGACGAACAGCGGUGUUAUCACUCAAAACCUUGAGGAUGCGGGAGUAUACUUGGGCAAAUGGCGGGAAGGAGAGGGCUAUAAAUACGCCAGCAACCAUAAACUAGUUGUUGGAAACCUGACAUGGCUCUAUUGGAUGAUCAUACAGAAACAAUGGGAUACACCUCUGAAAUGGCUUUUGCACUACCCUGAGGUUCGAGGUGGGCUCCCCGAUAUGGUUCACGUUACUGUUGCAAUCACCAAUUACACUGGUGAUUCCAGAACGUAUUUACAAACACUUACCAAUUCACUUGGAGCGAAGUACACUGGCAGCUUAAUACAAAACACGACCACCCAUUUGAUUGCAGCGUAUGCCGGCGGUCCAAAAUACGAAGCGGCAAAGUCUUGGGGGAUUAAAAUCAUGAACCAUUUAUGGCUUGAAGAAACAUAUGCUAUGUGGCAACUACAACCUGAAACAUUACCACGUUAUACUCAUCUGCCUACGAGAUUGGACAUGACCACUCUCAUAGGCAGCACUCACUUGGUUCCGCAAGUUCUACGGCAGUUCUACUCGGACAAACAUGAACCAGAAAGAUUUCCGUUACCGUCACGGGCUGCUCGUACCAAAGCAAACGAAGGUCUUCAUGAAAGUGUGCUAAAAGAAAACCAGUUCCAAAAGCAAAAACGCUACAAGGCACUCCCUGAUCUACCAUCGAACGAUAGCCCUAAUUUAACUGAUCUGAACUCUACGCCACCAGAGCCGCAACGGAGCGAGAUUAUAGAAAAGCAGGUGAAACGAGCGAAAAAAUGCGCCUCACCGGAACCGAUGCUGCGAAUCAUGGUGACUGGUCUCGAUACCCCACCGACGAGACAGAAAUGCGCCAAAGCUAAUCUUCAUUUGACGGAAAAUCCACCGGCUAGUGUUCUUGUAGCCCCGCGUAUUUUGAGAACUGCCAAGUUCUUGUCAAGUCUUGCCGAGGUAGAAUCAUGCGUUACCCCGGAUUGGCUUGAAGCCAGUUUCAAUGCAGGCCACCCUGCGGACCCCAAACAGUAUGCUAUCGAAAGCGAAUCGCUCCAGGAAGCACUUCAGAGAUCUGCAGAUCUGCGAGCAAACAACAAGGGGCUAUUUUCGGGGCUGACCUUUCGCUUACUUCCAGAUGUAAAAGGCGGGCCCAAGGUGGUUGAACAAAUUGUCAAAGCACACAAGGGAGCAAUUACGAAACGAAAAAACGAAAGCGUAUUGGUGGGUGGUGAAAGCAGCGCAGUAACAUUGGACGACGUGAUCAAUUGCAUUCUUACAAUGGACGCAUCGCGGUUUUCAUCGGAGGUUGUUUAA